ACAACCAAUCCUGAAUACAGUAAAUCUAUAAUGCGAAAAAGAAAUCGUCGAUUGGUCAAAAUUCGUACAAUAGUGCGGGGGAAGUGAAUGUAUGUUGGUCUGACUCGAACGCGACUACAUCCCCGUGCCAGCGAGCAAGUAGUAACGCUAUCGUUAGAAUUUUGUCUUUUGUUUAGUUUCUUUAUGUUUAUUUUUUCGAGAAGAAGUUGAAUUUAAGAAUCGUGAUAUUAUUGAAACGAACAUCUAAUGUACGGGGAUCUAAUAGAAAGUACGCUAGCACCGGUUCCAUGCUAGAUUUUCAGUGUGCAAGUAGUCGAAAGCGUAUUCAGGCAGCCUUCAACGUAAACAAAAAUGGAGUUAGGGGAGGGAGAAGCUCAAAUUUGUCGACUUUGCGGUCAAUGUGAGAGUAUAUACAUUGAUGUGUUUGGUGAAGAAGGCACAAAACGAUUUUUAGGCUUAAAAAUUCAUACAAGAAUCAACAUUCUGAUAGAUGAAAGGGAUCCUCUGCCCAAGGCGAUCUGUGUUCAAUGUCUGGGCAAACUCGAAUUUGUUUGCGACUUCCAAGAGGAGUGUCUUCGCACCCAACAAGUGUUACGCGAUCGAUACAUUCUACCAUCCUUAACAGAGAUUGCUGAAGUAAAGACUGAAGUUACACCAAGUACAUCAACAUACAAUAACAACAAUGACACCAAUAUAAAUCUUAAUUCUUCAAAUGAUGAGGACAUUCAAAAAGUAGAUCAGCAUGUUCUAAGAACAACUACAAAAAUUCAAAAAAAUACGAAAAAUCAACAAGUAAAAGGCAAUGAAGAAACUUCCAAAGAUCAAACUAAUAUUCAAAAUACGAGUGAAAAAAAUACUGAGAAUGCCCAAAUUCAGAAAUGUGAGACAACUCCUACACGAUGGCUUAGAAGUAGACAAAGUAUAGAAACAACUGUUACAAAUGAAACAGCUACUGAUACACCAAUUGCAAAUAGACUUAGAAGUCAUGAUAAUACUACUACAGAAUUAACUGUUAGUCCACGUAGUUGUUCUAAGGAAAAUAGUGAAAAAUUGACUGGAAAACAGCAAGAUCCACAUACUAUUCAAAUUCCAACAUCAGCAUUAAAUAAACUUCUCAGUAUUGUGUCAAAUUCUCCAAAUAUUGAAGUUUCUGUGAAAGAAUCUAGAAAUCAAAGCAGUGAUAUUGAAGAUAUUAGUUUCACUGUAGAAUUAUGUAAAAAGGAAAGUGAUGAUAUAGCUACUGCUCGAGCACGAGUAUUUCCAGAUCAAGGUUCCUGUUUGGUUGAUAAGGCUAUAGUUGGUCUUUUACAAAAUCAAAGUUGUGUAGAAGUUAAUAGUAUAAUAAACACAAUUAUCGAUAGUAGUCUGAAAAACGGCAAUUCGACAAAAUUAGAAGAUUCCGCUGAAUUUGAGCAAAAAUGGCAAGCUUCUCAAAAUCCGAAGGAACUUUUCAAGAUUGAUGGGGAAGAAAUUCGUGUCGAUGAUAACGUUGAACACGUCGUUACAAAUAAUCAAAAUGGUUAUUCUUGUAAAUUGUGUCGUAAGUUUUAUGAACGCAAAGAUAAAUGUAUGGUUCACGUAAAAACACAUCUUGGUAUUAAACAAUACACAUGUAUUCUAUGCAACGCUAAAUUUGUAUGUAAGUCUGAUGUCAUGAAACAUAUUCGAUGCACACAUACUAAUCCGAGACCAAUACAAUGUCCAAAAUGUCCAAAGAGAUUCAAGUCAAAGUUCUAUUUAAUGGAACACGAUAAUGUACAUAAAGGUGUGAGACCUUAUUCUUGUACAGAUUGCGGUCAAAGUUACCAUCAUAAAGUAUCGUUACAACUUCAUAUGAAAUCACAUUUACCUCCGCAGAACUUAGCAUGCGAAUAUUGUGGCAAAGUAUUUCCGUAUCGUACGAGAUUAUUAAGUCACAUAGCUAGUGUACAUUUAAAAAAUCGUCGCAAUUUUAGAUGUCGAUUUUGUUACAAUCUUUAUUCAAGUCUUUCAGUUUUGAAUGAACAUAUUAAAACGCGUCAUGCGACUACAUAUACUUGUGAAGUUUGCAAUAAAACAUUCAAAGUUGCGUCCAAAUAUAAGGCUCACGUAUUACAGCAUUCAAAUCCUAAGCCAUUCGUAUGCAAUGUUUGUAAUAAUAGAUAUGCAUCCAAAGCAUUCCUAAAUGAACAUCUAUCAAAACACGAAGGGCUGAGGAAACAUAUCUGCCAAAAGUGUGGUGCAAGAUUCGCUCAAGCUAGUCAUCUGGCUGCACAUCGGCACGUGCACGGUGAAAAAGAGCACGCUUGUCCGGAGUGUGGGCGAAAGUUUAAUAGGCGUGAUAACAUGAAGGUAAAAGAGAAUGAUGGAUUGCCACAAGUUGUUUGUAUACGAUGUUUGGGCACACUGGAAUUUCUAUGCGAUUUUUACGAGCGUUGUCAUCUUACGCAAAAGGAAUUUUUAAAAACUAACCAAAAUCAAAAUAUAAUAAAUGAGAAAUUACUGCAAGAUUCUACUAAUGAAACAGAAUCAGAUAAAGAAAACAAUGUUCCAUUUGUAAAUGAAACUAAAUGGAAAACAAAAGUUUUAUCACCCGAUAAUUUAAAAAAAUCAAAAAAUUAUCUGUCUGAAAAUAAUACAUUAUACAGGACUGAAAAUAAAGAGGAAAAUGAUAAUCACAUAGAUAAUAAUAUUUCUAUUGAUAAUGUUCAUUUGAUUACACAAACACAAUUAACCAAUAUAAUUUCUAAAAAUCAAUCUAUAAUAAAAAAUGUAAUUUCACAUGAAAAUAUAUCAAAAAAUGAUCAACAUAAUGUUAGUAAUUUAAAAGAGAAUAUCUAUAAUUUAAAAGAAAAUAUUUUGGAAAAAAAUAUAAAUUACAUACCAAAAUCAACAAAUGACUUAAAUACAUCUCAAAUAAAUGAAACAAAUGUUAAUAUAAAUUUAGAUCAACCUAUACGACGUAAAAGAGGACGAAAAAGUAAAUUAGAAAAAAUGAAAGAAGUAAGUUUAACAACAAACUACAAAAAAAAGAUUCAAAAUCAUUUAAGUGAUAAAAAAAGAGAUAAUGUUAAUAAUGAAUACAAAAGAUAUUGUUUGCGUGCUAUUUGUACAACAACUAACUCUGAUAGUAUAAAUAAUAAUGCUACAGUCACAUCUAAACCACAAAUUAUACAAACAGAAGCUGAACAGAUGCCAGUAAAUACAUCAAUGAAUGCAAAUUACAUCAAAGGUAAUAAAACUGAUACAAUGAUUAAUAAACUAACUAUAAUUGAAUCUGAUAAUAAAAAUUCAAUAAGAUCUAAUAAUUUGAAAGAUACAGAAAAGAAUUCUGAAAAAAAUAAAGCAAUAUCGAUUAAUGUAAAACAAGAGAAAGGGGAAGCAGAAACUUCUAGACAAUUGAAUCAACUAGUUCUUAAUCAAAUACAAAAUCAAAAAUCAAAAGUAAAUCAAGAAAAAACAGAUUUAACAUGUGUAUUAAUGGAAAAAACUGAAAAUAUUAAAAAUAUUGAAACGAAUUUGAUAGCAGAACAAAGUAUUAUUAAAUAUCCUGAUAUAAGAAUUUCUUCCAAUUAUAAUAAUCAACAAUCAAAAAUAUUCACAGAAAAAAAUCGAGUAACUAUUAUAAAAUCUUCACAAUUUAAAGAUGUGACAAAUUUAAAAAUAAUACAAGAAGAUUCUACAAAAUUAAAUAAUACAAUUAAUGUAACAGAUCAAAAUACUAAAACUGAGUUAGAAUGUAAUCUUAAUGAAUGUUCAUUGCCUCAACAAUUAAGUCAAAAUAGUUUUAAAAAUAAAAAUGAGAGUAAAAAUAGAUCAUUUGGCAAAAUUUCCGAAUUGAUAAGUGAUGAACAAAAACGAACUAUUGAAAGUUAUUAUAUAGUGGACAUGUCGAUUGUAAACUCAGAAGAAGUACAAAAAAAUAUAACAAUAAUUAAUAAAAAAAACAUACGUUGCAAUAUUUGUGGUACUUUUUACCUUAGAAUGGAUAAAUGUCAGGUUCAUAUUUGGGGACAUUUACAAAUGAAGCCCUAUCAAUGUAAAGCUUGUGAUUUUGCCACAGUUACUGUUAGUAAUGUUCGUUGCCAUAUCAGAAAAAGUCAUUUAAAGAUUAAACCAUUUGCGUGCCAUCUUUGUGAAAAGCGAUAUGUAACUGCUAUUUUAUUAGAAGAACAUAUUAAUACUCAUACAGGAGCCCGUCCAUAUAAAUGCAAGCUUUGUGAUUUUGCAAGUUCCAGUAGACAAAUAUUAAGUUAUCAUAAUGCUACUCAUAAACCAUUAAAGGAUAUUAGUUGUAAAAUUUGCGGUAAAGAGUUUUAUUCAAGAAGUAGAUUACGUGCACAUAUGAUUGUACACAAUAAGGACAAAGCUGUUAUGUGUAAAUUGUGUUCUGCUUAUUUAUCUAAUGCAGAAGCAUUAAAAACACAUUACAAGAACAUUCAUAUGCAAGAUUAUGUUUGUAAUAUCUGUGGUAAACAUGUCAAGUCUAGAAAAGCUUUGCAUAAUCAUCAGAAUGUUCAUGCUGCUGCAAGAUUUAAAUGUACUCUUUGCCCAAAUGUAUAUAAGACUAGCCAAAUAUUAAAAGAACAUCUUUUAAAGCACGAAGGUAUUAGAAAAUAUAAAUGUAAUAUUUGUGAAAAAUCAUUUGGUCAACAAUCUCAUUUAGCUGCUCAUAUGGCAGUGCACAGUAAUAUUAGAUUCCAUUGUCCUGGAUGUGAUAAGCCUUUUAAUCGGCAAGACAAUAUGAAAAUACAUACUAAACGAUGCAAACCAUUUUUGGCAAAUCCAAAUCUAAAAAAUCUUUUAAGUAAAAGAGAAAGAACUAUAUCGUUUAAUAAUAUAGCAGAAUUAACUGCAGAAUUGAAGAAUGAAAAUGUGACAAAUUCAAUAUCUCAAGUUCCUCUCAAAAAUGAGAACGAUAAGAUAUUAGUAAAGACUGUAGAAGAAAAACAAAAGACUGUAAUAAAUCUCUGCAAAUUAGGAUUAAAUAUCUCUUGCAUUAAACCAACAAAUAAUAAAAUGAGUCCAGAUCAUGUUACAAAUUCUUUUGAAAAGAAUGUAAUUAAGAUCACAGAUAACAAUGAUAAAUUAAUUUCAGAAAAUGAAAAGUUGUUAGUUUUUGAAAAUAUUUUAGGACCAGAAAAUUAUUAAUUAUUAACAAUUUUUUAUAUGAAUCAAUAUAAGAGAAUUUCAUCAUUAAAUAUCUUAUAAACCAAUAUAAGAAAUAUUCAUAUAAUUACAAAACUAAAUGAUUUUUUUAAAUUGUUUUAAAUACUUUUAAAUAAAAUACUCUUAAUAGAGUUCAUUAUUUAAUAAUACUUAGAAUUUAUAUUUGAUAUAUUUAAAUAAUCAUUCCAUACAAUUUAUUAAGCUAAGGUUUUAAUUAUAAUACUACUACUUUUAACAUACUACUUUUACUAUUUUUUAAUUAAUAAGAUUUAAUAUUGUGCGAUAUUUUAUUAACAAAAUAUGUUAUAUUUUUUCAAAUUUAUCUAUAAAUUAAAUAGACUAUAGUAUAUAAAAAUCGAUAUGCAUGAAUGAUAAUUUAAUUAAUAUUAUCUAAAUCAUUAUUUGUUUGAUAAUUGUGUAUUUCGAUUUUUAUUUAAGGAGUUAUCUUGCCUUGAUGAAAACUUCAAUCAUAACCAAAGAAAACACCUUGCUAUUAUAAAUUUAUUACCUUUUUACAUAUUAGAACAGAGUUUCAUCAAGGUGAAAUAAAAUACUCUUACGCUUAUUUACUUAUAAAAAAGAGAUAAGACUGAUAAUUGAUAUGUAUUUAACUUUAUAACUAGAAGUUCCUAUUUAAAAUAAUUAGGCCUUAAAAAUUUAUUUCACAUGGGAACAAAAAUUUCGAUGUAAUAUUAAAAUUUCAAUCGUGAUUGUUAUCAUAAUAAUUUUUAUCAUUUAAUUUCUUAAAAUAAGUACAAUACUUGCCAUUUAAACCAAAUAAAGAAUUAAAAAAUAAAGACUUCACUUAAAUUGUAUUUUAAUAUUCAUAUUUUAAAAAUGUAAUUUAUGAAAAUUGUUUCAAUAAAGUUUGAAUAAAUUUACUAA
Apis dorsata (giant honeybee) is the source of this 6033-nucleotide messenger RNA. RefSeq lists its product as uncharacterized. NCBI's taxonomy places the organism in Eukaryota, Metazoa, Arthropoda, Insecta, Hymenoptera, Apidae. The record is from RefSeq and is a predicted model, not a curated record. The coding region runs from base 352 to 5130 and encodes 1592 amino acids. Gene Ontology annotation, cellular component: nucleus. Gene Ontology annotation, molecular function: zinc ion binding; RNA polymerase II cis-regulatory region sequence-specific DNA binding; DNA-binding transcription factor activity. The transcript has 9 exons. Gene Ontology annotation, biological process: regulation of transcription by RNA polymerase II.